AUGUUAUCUAUGCUGGAUGUCCGUAGUCUGUUGAUGAGAGAAAUCUCUGAGAGUGUCUCAAAGAACAUAUUUCCAGUCUCUUCAUCUCUUGAAGGACCUGUGUCUUCGAAAGCCAAGUCAGACUAUAUAGAUCUUUGUGAGAACUCAUUAAUCCUUGCUGGAAUUAAUGAGAUGUCAGUAUUCCAAAUAUGGAAAGAUCCCAUUACUUUUAGACCCACGUUAAGACUGAUGACAAAGUUCUACCAACACAUCCUGGCCUUGGCGUUUGCAGUCAAUGAGAUCAAUGAGAAUCCCAAGAUCUUGUCCAAUGUCACUCUUGGGUUCCACAUCUAUGACAGCUACUAUGAUGCAAAGAUGACGUAUCAUGCUACUCUGGAACUGUUGUUCAGAUUCCACAGAUAUUUUCCAAACUAUGAAUGUGACAUGCAGAAAAAUGUAAUGGCCAUCAUCGGAGGAUUUCACUCUGAUAUUUCCUUCUAUAUGGCAAAUAUCCUACAUCUUUACAAGAUUCCACAGCUCCCAUAUGGCUCAUUUGCCCCUGAGGGAGAUGCAAGACAACUGAGCUCCUUUUUUCACAUUGUUCCUAAUGCAUCCCAUCAGUAUAUGGGGAUUAUCUGGUUGCUUCAGCAUUUUGGAUGGAAGUGGGUGGGGCUCUUUGCUGCAGAUGACGAUGGUGGAGAACAUUUUCUGCAAGUCCUGGAGCCACUGCUCUCUCAGAAUGGAAUCUGUUCGGCCUUCACAGAAAGGGUCUUAGACCGAGAACAUGUGGAUUCCUUUCUUGAUCUCAUUGGUUUAAUCUCAAAUAUAUAUGCGCCUCUCACAGAUAGCAAAGUCAAUGCAUUUGUCCUCUAUGGAGAAUCUUUGACUAUUCCAGCACUCAAUGCUCUUAUGAUACUUGGCAAUCCUAGAUAUAAGGAAAAUAUCUCAUUUAGAAAGGUGUGGGUAAUGACUGCCCAGAUUAAUUUUGCAGUAUCAGGCGUUCAGAGGGAAUUGGAUUUUGAAUAUUUCCACUGUGCUAUUGCCUUCAAAAUUCACUCAAAUAAGCUUCUAGCAUUCCACAAAUUUCUUCAGGACAUACAACCUUCUGGGAAACCUGAAGAUGGUUUCUUCAAGGACUUCUGGGAGCAAGCAUUUGACUGUACAUUUCCAAAUGCCUUGGAGCCAACAAAUGUUAAUGAUACAUGUACUGGGGAGGAGAGGCUGGAGAACCUCCCAGGGCCUGUUUUUGAAAUGUGCAUGAGUGGCAACAGUUACACCAUCUAUAAUGCUGUCUAUGCAGUGGCACAUGCUUUGCACUCUGUGUAUACUUCCAGAUCAAACUGCAAAUCAAAGGUGGACAGGAAAGAAGCUGUAUUUCAAGAUCUUCAGCCUUGGAAGGUCCACCCAUUCCUUCAAGGAGUUGUAUUUAAUAACUCAGCAGGUGAAACAAUAUCCUUUACUAAUGACAGAAGAAUGGGAGCUACACUGGACAUAAUGAAUUUGGUCACGUUCCCAAACAAAUCCUUCGAGUUGGUUAAGAUUGGAAGGGUGGAUCCCAAUGGUGCUGAAGGGAAAGAAUUAAUUAUUCAUGAGGAUAUGAUUGUCUGGCCAAGAAGUUUUAACAAGGGACUACCUCUGUCUUUAUGCAAUUACCACUGCAAACCUGGCUACCAGAAGAAAAGGAAAGAAGGGGAGAAAUUUUGCUGCUAUGACUGUGUUCUGUGUCCAGAAGGGAAGAUCACAGAACAGGAGGAUAUGGAGGACUGUAUCGAGUGCCCAGAAGAUCAGUAUCCAAGCAUGGAGCAUGAUCGAUGUGUGCCCAAGAGUCUAAGCUUUCUCUCUUACCAAGAACCUUUAGGCAUCAGUUUGACUGCCAUUGCUUUUACUUUUUCACUGAUCACAUGUUUGGUUCUAGCAAUUUUCAUUAUGCACAAAGAUAGCCCCAUAGUUAAGGCCAACAACCGUGAUACCACCUACACUCUCCUCGUUUCCCUCUUGCUCUGCUUCCUGUGUUCCUUGCUCUUUAUUGGACAGCCCAGGAAGAUGACCUGCUUCCUCCGGCAGUCCACUUUCAGCAUCGUCUUCUCACUGGCUGUUUCUUGUGUCCUGGCCAAAACUGUCACUGUGGUUGUAGCAUUCUUGGCUACCAAACCAGGAUCCAACAUGAGGAAGUGGGUGGGGAAAAGACUGACCAACUCCAUAGUCCUUUCCUGUUCCCUUCUAGAAGCAGCCGUUUGUGUCGUGUGGCUAGCAACCUCUCCCCCAUUCCCCAAUUUUGACACACAGUCCCUGACUAGGGAGAUCAUAGCCCAGUGCAAUGAAGGAUCCAUCAUGCUAUUUUAUAUUUCCUUGGGCUACAUGGGAUUUCUGUCCAUCAUAAGCUUGACUGUGGCUUUCCUUGCCAGAAAAUUGCCAGACAGCUUUAACGAAGCCAAGUUCAUCACCUUCAGUAUGCUGGUGUUCUGCAGUGUUUGGUUGUCUUUCAUUCCAACCUACCUGAGCACUAAAGGGAAAUACAUGGUAGCGGUGGAGAUCUUCUCGAUCUUGGCAUCCAGCGCUGGGUUAUUGGCCUGUAUCUUUUCCCCAAAAUGCUACAUUAUUGUUCUGAGACCUGAUCUGAAUAACAGGAACCAGCUAAUUAGAAGGAUGAAUAAAUAA
Messenger RNA from Euleptes europaea (tarantolino), 2637 nucleotides. RefSeq names its product vomeronasal type-2 receptor 26-like. The coding region runs from base 1 to 2637 and encodes 878 amino acids. Gene Ontology annotation, biological process: G protein-coupled receptor signaling pathway. Gene Ontology annotation, cellular component: membrane. Gene Ontology annotation, molecular function: G protein-coupled receptor activity. NCBI's taxonomy places the organism in Eukaryota, Metazoa, Chordata, Lepidosauria, Squamata, Sphaerodactylidae. The transcript is spliced from 7 exons. The record is from RefSeq and is a predicted model, not a curated record.